AAUUAAGGAUCACUGAAUCUUCACCAUUUAAACUUUCAGACAGAAAAAAUGGAAAGAUGAAAAGUUCAUUAGAAGGAAGAGGAAAUGAUGAGAUCUUCCACAUUUAUUGGGCACUGGGACUGUGAGCCUAAACUGAUUUACUUUUGAGUCCCAAGCGAUGGAAGACAGAAGUGGCUCCCAGCUUCUCCUCUCUUUUGCACUCCUCUGCCUACUCUGCUCUCACACUGUUGCUUUACCUUCUCUGGGAACAUACUCAACUAUGAGAUUAGGAAACCGAUUGCCAUUCGACGGGGCAAAUGAACCUGACCAUGUUCAAGCUUCGUUAAAACCUGAGGCUGACAUUUUGCAAACAACAUUACCCGAAAAUGACAAAUUCUAUUUUGACAUGUCCAGAACUCUAGACAGAAAUGCAAGACAUGCUGAUGGACUCUUCACAAGUGGCUACAGCAAACUUUUGGGUCAACUCUCUGCAAGAAAAUAUCUGGAAUCACUUAUGGGAAAGAGGGUUGGAAAUAACAGCCCCCUCGAUGAACAGAUGCCAGUCAAGCGCCACUCAGAUGCUGUCUUCACUGACAACUACAGCCGCUUUCGAAAGCAGAUGGCUAUGAAGAAGUAUUUGAACUCUGUUUUAUCUAGGAAAAGGAGUCAGGAAGAGUUAAACCCCUCCAGCCUUCGGGAUGAAGCAGAAUUGCUUGACCCCACAUUCUCGGAAAACUACGACGAUGUCACCGUAGAUGACCUUGAGCUUCUGAACCACCUCCCAGUGAACCUCUGAAGACAACUCCAUGAAAAAGAACCCAACCCUGCAAAAAGGAAAAAAUAACUUAAAAAAAUUCCUAAGGACAAGAUCAAACUAUUUUUUGAGUUUCUCAUAGUAUGUCAAAGAAAUGAUUUCAGUAUUUAAACAAAAACAGAUAUAUUGUGAAGUGAAAUCUGUGAUAUUUUUGUUUCUUAUAUAAUAAAAGUGGAUGUUUACAC
This is a messenger RNA of Varanus komodoensis (Komodo dragon), 978 nucleotides long. RefSeq names its product vasoactive intestinal peptide (gene VIP). Bases 158 to 775 code for a protein of 205 amino acids. Gene Ontology annotation, molecular function: peptide hormone receptor binding; neuropeptide hormone activity. Gene Ontology annotation, biological process: regulation of sensory perception of pain; regulation of protein localization; adenylate cyclase-activating G protein-coupled receptor signaling pathway. The transcript has 7 exons. Gene Ontology annotation, cellular component: perikaryon; neuron projection; extracellular region. The record is from RefSeq and is a predicted model, not a curated record. Lineage: Eukaryota; Metazoa; Chordata; Lepidosauria; Squamata; Varanidae.